AUGGAUUGGCAAACUGGCGGUGGAGGCUAUGGUGCUGCGGCCACCCCCUACCAGCCCUACUACCAGCAGGAGGAGGGCAGCGAUGAAGAGGAGGGGGCGAGCCUGUACGAGGAUGAGCACCAAGAGGAAGAAGAUGAGCAGGCACCGCAGGUGACAAAGCAGAACUUCAAGGACCUGCUGCAGCAGUACGACCACAUGCUUGUGGCCCAAGGCGUUCUGCCGGCCUUUAUGCUCGAAAGCCAGCAGGGCGCCCUGCCAGCGGAUCAACAACAGGACACCUAUGAAAGCGAAGAAGAGUACAGCGAUCUCGAGGAUGGAGAGCCAGUACAGGAAGAAGAAGUUGAGGAAGGUGAGGCACAAGCGACAGCAGAAGCAUCCACGCUGCAGCACGGAGGCCCCACGGCGGAUGCCCUGGGCGCCUGGGUGAGCGCGUACCAACCCCGCACCUUCAGCCAGAAGAAGCGAAACGCGCGCAGAAGCGCCAAGAGCGAAGGUCAGCUGCCCGGACCGCUGGGCCUGCCUCCCUAUCUCGAGGUGGAGCGCAAGAUCCUCCACUCGCUCUGGAACAUCGAGAGCGGCGCGUCGUCCGAAUCUGCCUUCCGCUUGGUCUACUCUUGGCUGGCCAGCUAUUCGCAGGUUCACCCGUCCGAGUUCGGGGAGCAUGUGGACCUGUUCCACCUGUACUUCAAUCUCCUGCUCAACGGACCGGAACACAAGGAAGAUGACCCUCAACACCAGCACCAGCACCAGCACCCUGUGCCGGCACAGACUGCUCACGAAUCGACGUUGAAGCCUUAUCGACACCCGCAGGAGGGACCCACCCGACUCCCUGUUGACGAUCAGCUCCAGGAGCUGGCACACAUCGCCGCGAUCAUCUCCAAGGAUCGUCAAAUCCGAGCCUAUUGCCACAGACAAGGCUGGGCGUUGGGAUGUCUCGAGCUGUUGCAGCGCUUGCCCACAGCCGGUGAGCAAAGCGACGAAUUCACCGGUGCUGUGGUCAACAUCGUAUCACUGCUUCUGCAGGACGGCGUGAGCGUGCUUGAGCUCCGCAAGCUCUUCCGCACCAUCCUCAUCCUCAACGAACGACCCCUCAAGUCUGUCGGUGCACCGCGACUAUUGGCGCAAGUCGGCAAGUUGCUCACCUAUCACCAUGGACCCACCGCGUACUUCGAGUUCAACGCUGCCACCACAGAAUCGGGGUUGCUACUGCCCAGCAUCAACCAGUGGCCGAUCAACGGCUACACGUUCAGCACGUGGCUGUGGGUCGACUCAUUUUCGGAUCCUUCGGGCAAACCGCUCGAGUACUUCCCCUAUCUGUUUAGCUCGAAGGCGCUGGUGUUCAAGACCUUCUGGAAGUCGAAGAAGGGAGGCGACAACUCGCGCAUACUCUUGCCCCUGGACAAGCUCACCUUCGAGCCCAAGAAGUGGUACUUCAUGACGCUCAUCCACACGCGCGGGAGCUUCGUGCACGGGAGCACGGUCGACCUGUACAUAAACGCACACAAGGUCUGCUCCGCGGCCCUCUCCUAUCCUCGGUUCGAAGAAGCUUUCGCGCUCUGCACGGUGGGUUCGCACAUUCAAGGCGGGCAAGAGGGCACAGGCAGACCGGGCAGAGGCGGAGAAUUCGCCGCCUUCCAUUCCUACCAAUUCCACGGCAGGAUGAGCGCCUUCAUGUUCUUCGACGUGCCGCUGCAAGCCGCCGACGUGAAGCACCUCUACGUCAAUUGCUACCGCAACGACUUCCUCUCCCUGAUCACCAAGACGGAGCUGGCCUCUAAAGUCUUCAUCGGCUACGCGCCUCGCGCGACCGCUGGCAAGAACGCGUACCUCGAAGUGUUGCCAUCGCUCCGACCGGUGCCAUCCGCUGAGGUGCCUUCCCGCGCGCAGAAGAGAGCGGAGGCGAUGCCGGGCACCAGCGUCGGCCCGUUCCAUAUCGCACUGCAGCAGGGGCUGAACCACGUCCUCAAGGGAGUCCCGUUUGUGCUGAUGCUCUUGUACAAGCUCUGCACGGCCUCCGCCUCUUCGUCAGCCGUAGCGCCCUCGAAGAUGGACACCGCGCAACAGGCCAACUUGCAGAUAACGAUCGAGUGUUUCCUCGAUGUGAUCGGCUUGCUUGGCCGCGUAUUGAGGUACGAUGGCACUCUGCAGUCCAUUGCCGACGUCGGGCUGGUCGCCUCACCGGCGCUGACCAACCCCCGCGCCCUCUACAGGGAGGAUCUCAAGAAUGCCGAGCGGGAGCUGCUGUCGCACGAAGGCUUCACCAAGCUCGCGGCGGUGCUGAGUCGCAUCUCGCCGAGCGUGUGGAACGCCCCGCAGCAGAAGGCACUCGACGCCCUCUACACGCUCACGCAGGCCGUGGCCAAGGUCGGUCAGGUGAGCGACGAGAUGUUCAAGCGCAUCUACCUCAACUUCGAUAUUUGGAUCUACACCAGCAGCUUCACCCAACACGCGCUGCUCGACCUCAUCACGACACACGUCGUGCAGCAGCCUCAGGUCUUGUCUCCUCUCUGCAUGCAUUACAAGAGGCUGAUAGGCAUCAAGGGCGUGCUGGACAUCCUGCGCAGCUACUACUGGUAUGCCGACCGACCCGGACGCAGCUACCUCGAUAGGUCGCCGCCCGGUGAUGGUGGCACCCCCACGCCCAGGCACCUCCGUAAGAGAAGGCGACUCUCGGCGGACGAAGUCAAAGGCUUGCGUCAGCGGUUGCUUUCCUGGAUUCAGGUGUUCAUCCAGACACGCGAGACGCCCGCCCUUCAGUCCAACGAGAUGCUGGAGGACGUGAGGAGCAUCUUCACCUAUAUUCAGUUCAUCGCAGAGCAGGACCCGCUGCAGCUGCUCGAGCUGCUGCCGCUGCUGUCGUCACUGCUGCGCAAGAACGCAGCCAAGCUGAGCGACAUCAACGUGAUCAUACAGAGCGCGGGAUCCGCGGCACAUGGGCGGAAUGACAAGCAUCCGGCCGAGAGCAACAACGAUGAUGGCUUCGCGUAUGGCGGGCAGAUCGCGCACUGUCUCAUGCAAGCGACCGGCAAAUCGGGUCUGAACGCUUUCAUCGGGCUUCUGACAUGCACGGAGGACGAGGCCGUGCGUGUGUGGAUUCUUCGCGUACUCGGAGACAUGCUCAACUGCCUGAACGAGGACAAGAAAUUGCACCUUCUCUCGGGGCGCACCCUGCACCUGGACCCCUCGCAGCUCGCCAUCAUCAAGGCCCACUUGCAGAGCUCGCCCAUGACUCCCACAAUCUAUGCGGCGUUGAUGUCGCUGUUGUUGGGCAGCGAGACGGCCUACGAGGCCAUAUCGUCGCCCCCGAGCUUCUCCCCCAUGCGCCCGUCGUUCUCCCCGCGCCACACGUCAUCGCCCUUCGGCGGCGACCACUCUGGCGGGGCCGCCCCACCGUCGCCCUACUCGCCGCUGCCGCCGCUGCCGCCCAAGAAGUCUGCCGGCGCCACCCUCAACAAGAAAGUCGGCGGGGAGAAUGGCCACUUCAAGAACGCGGGCGUGAUCCCGAUCAUCUUCGAGCUGGUGGUCGAGGGCGGCCACUCCGACCCCGAGCUUCACACGGCGCUCCUGCGCGACUUCCUAUUCCUGCUGGUCCAGUCGCAGCGCAACCGCGCCGACUUCCUCGAGUCGUCGCUCAUCGGCCCGGCCGGCGGGGCGACCCACUCCCGAAACAUCGGCACGUGGCAGUGGAAGGCCUGGCUCUUCGGCCUGCUGGGCAAGAACAACGCCCUCUUCCCGCAGAUCCUCGACUUCUUCGUCACCCUCCUCAACCACGUCAUCUCCGUCGCCUCGCUCUCGUCGUCAUCCCCCUCCUCGCCGUCAUCGGCCGCCGCCGCGACCCGGCAGGCCAAGAGUCACCUGCGCGAGACGCAGUCGCUGUGUAAAUACUUUGGCGAGAAGGGCGGAUUCUUCGACUGGACCGACUUCUGCGGCCACCUGCACAAGCGGCUGCUCUCGCUCACGGCCCACGCCGUCCGCGCGUUCGACCCGCAGGGGCUGCUGAACUCGCUCGCCUCCUCCGCUCCCCCUGGCGUCGCGGAUAUCGCCGGCGAGUUCGCGCUGCUGGGGGCCGGUGGCGGCGAGGCCAGCGGAACGCCGCCGCUGCCCCCGCGGCCUGGGGCUCGGCCCGGCCGCUCGACCAGCGCCACCCACUCGCUACCGCGCACGACGCACCACCAGCAAGAGGCCACCAGGCGCGAUCUCGAGCGCGAGAAGGAGAGGCGAGAGCGCCAGUUGACCUUCCGUACCUGCUACCUGCCCAACACCGCGUUCGUGUCACAUAAGGAGAAGGAAGCCGAGGAGGUUGCGUCGGUCGUGCGCGCGACGAACUGGCUCACGUGGCUCAAGCUAGUGGAGGAGUACAUCUUCUACUCGCCCUCGCCUUCUGCCGUCCCCCUGCCUCAGCAGAUUGACCCGUUCUUUCAGGCCUUGCACUACAACGAAGACGGCCAAUGGGAAGACCUCCGGUUCGGCCAGGAGACGCUCAAGCUGAUCGAUUCAUUUACCCAGAAAAUCGACCAGUGGCGGAGCGGCUACGGAGCCACACCCAACCCGAGCGUGGAGAAGAUAUAUAAGAAGCUCCAGGCCUUCAACGAGCGAUUCGCCGUGCGCCUUUCGCUCACCACUCUGCACGAGGCCGACUGCUCGUUGAUCAACGAGAAGGAGACGAUCGGCGUUGGCUCGCUCGAGAGCCUGGAGUCGAUCGUGCGAAACGAGGUGGCGUCCGGCCGUGGCCUGUCUCCCGACGCGCAGGAUGCCAUUCUCACCGCCACUGCAGACUACCUGGCCCUCAAGCGACACGACCUCUACACGCGCACGCAAGAGACCGAGCAGAUCUACCAGGGCUGCAUCGAGCGACUGGGCUGGCGAUUCGUGGGUGCGGAAUCACAGUAUGAUCUCAAUCCGCUGCAGGGCAUUUUGGCCAGGUAUUUCGUGAUUGGGUUCCUCUUCCGGGCGAUGAAGCACUCGCACGAGAACAGCGGAGGCCGCGGAGCCAAGAUCAUCCUCCCGCUGUUCAAGAGUCUGCUGAUCGACCUCAAGCACCGGUGCCUCGGGUUCACAUCGGCCGAACUCGACGAGCAGCAGCAGCAACAGCUGGACCCCGAGCAGGCCCGAGCGCAGCAGAUGAUCGAGCAGAGCAAGCAGGUGUUGGAGCAGCUGGACGACGAGAGCCUGCUGCCCUACUUCAUGCAAGGCCUCGCAUCUGGCUCCUCAGGCACUUGCCUGCCCUCUUGGCUCUGA
Messenger RNA from Acanthamoeba castellanii str. Neff, 5238 nucleotides. RefSeq lists its product as uncharacterized. The coding region runs from base 1 to 5238 and encodes 1745 amino acids. The record is from RefSeq and is a predicted model, not a curated record. The transcript is spliced from 28 exons. NCBI's taxonomy places the organism in Eukaryota, Discosea, Longamoebia, Acanthamoebidae.